GCGUUUAGUGUUCUGGGAGACAGAGUUUAUUUUGGUGCCGAGGUUUUGCAUACUGAUGAGCAGCUCCUGUGCCCACAGCACCGUAGGAGACUGGGAGUGUGAGUAGGCUAUGCGAGUCCUUGAGCUUUCCAGCAAGGAGAAGAUGAAAUGGAGAAAGUGGUAUCUGGAGUCUUAUUUGAUUCAAUAAGAGUAAAGACUGUGUCGAUACCAGAGGAGAUGCUUUGAUCACAUUAAGAGAUUGUGUGGUACUGAUUCACCCUCCGAAAAAAAGGUAAAAACGAGCCACUGAAGAAGGCAUGUGGUGGAUAUUAUGGCUUACAGCCGGCAUAAGCCCCUCUGGAGCCAACAGCUGGCCGCCUCAUGCCGUCCUGUAGCUGGGCCCUCUCUGCCUGAGCUCCAUGCACUUCACGCAUCAUACCUUUUGACUUCAUGAAAAUCCCUGACAUCGGUGAUGUAAUGAAUAAAUUUGAAGUCCUUGGGAUUGUGGGUGAAGGUGCCUAUGGUGUUGUUUUGAAGUGCCGACACAAGGACACCAAUGAAAUUGUGGCCAUUAAGAAAUUCAAGGACAGUGAAGAAAAUGAGGAGGUUAAAGAAACAACGCUACGGGAACUUAAGAUGCUCCGCACUCUCAAGCAGGAGAAUAUUGUUGAGCUUAAAGAGGCUUUCCGCCGAAGAGGAAAGCUAUAUCUUGUCUUUGAGUAUGUGGAGAAGAACAUGCUCGAGCUGCUUGAGGAGUUACCCAACGGUGUACCCACUGACAAAGCACGCAGCUACAUCUACCAGUUAAUCAGAGCAAUUCACUGGUGCCAUAAGCAUGACAUAGUUCAUCGAGACAUAAAGCCAGAAAACCUUCUCAUCAGCUCUGAUGACGUCCUCAAGUUAUGUGACUUUGGCUUUGCACGUAAUCUCUCUGAGGGGACUGAUGCCAAUUACACCGAGUAUGUGGCCACUAGAUGGUACCGCUCUCCAGAGCUCCUACUUGGGGCUCCUUACGGGAAGGCAGUGGACAUGUGGUCAGUGGGCUGCAUCUUAGGAGAGCUGAGUGACGGGCAGCCUCUGUUCCCUGGAGAGAGUGAGAUCGACCAGCUCUUUACCAUCCAGAAAGUGUUGGGACCCCUGCCACCGGAACAGAUGAAGCUCUUCUAUAACAACCCUCGCUUCCAUGGGCUGCGGUUCCCUGCUGUGAACCACCCCCAAACCUUGGAGCGAAGAUACCUGGGAAUCAUUGGCGGAGCCCUGCUGGACUUGCUAAAGAACCUGCUACUGCUGAACCCGACGGAGCGCUUUCUCACAGAGCAGAGCCUGAACCACCACGCCUUCCAGACCCUGAGGCUCGUGGAGCGACCUGGCCCACCCACACCUACACCUGUACGCUCCUCCAAGAGAAAACCUCACCAUGGAGACAACACCACCCCCAGCAGGAGCCAUGGGGGAAAGAGCUCAGGAAGCCACCGCUCCAGCAGCAGAGAGUGCUCUAGUUUGCCCCGGCACGAAGACCUCCACCCCAACAACGAUGGCUUUCUCAACGGCAACAUGCCUGCAGCGAUCAACCUCAGUCCCACCCUGCAUCCCAAGAACUACCAGCCACAGAUCUUCAACCACUCCACCUCGUGCAACAUGGACCUGGCCAGCAGCAACCUGCCUCAUCUGCUCAGCCCUGGCGAAGCCAAGAGCAAGGGCGACUUUGAGAUGAACCUGGGCUCCAAGGCGUCCGACGGCCCGGGAGCCAAGUACCUCAAAUCCAACUUUCGCUCACAGCAGAACCGCCAUUCUUUUGUGGAGGGGAAGACCAACACGCUUCAAUCGGGGGACAAACACAGUCGACACAGCUACAUGGAGUCCCACAGCUCCACACCAUCCUCCUCCAAGUUCGCCUACCUUAACUUGUCCAAGAGUUAUGGCACGCUUAGUGAUGCCAAGUCAGUGGGGAACUUAAACGAUGUGCAUCUUUAUGCUGAUGAACCGACAUCUCGCUAUUUUCCCUCGAGCUGCCUUGACCUCACGGCUCCGAGUAGCCCAGCACCCCGUCGAGUGGACAGACUGGGACCCGGCACAGCUGGCAGAGGAAGCAUGCGCUCAGAGAGAGAGAGCAACACCUUGGACUCGUCCUACAGGCGCUCCUCCACCCGCCACAAGGUCUCAGAGGAGGCCAAGUCGCCAGAUGCCCUGGACCCUGGGGAAAGUGGCGUUGAAAGGAGCCAUGCUCACUCUCUGUCCGCUCCACAUGACCCUGUGUCUUACGGUCAGGGAUACACCAGCCCCUUCUCCUCCCAGCAGCGGCCGCACCGCCACUCCAUGUACGUACGAAGGGACCACCAGAGGACACAUGGAGCGGAGGAGGGGCUGGUGGUGGGCCAGGGCAUGCCCACCAGAGCCAGCAGCCUCCAGCUCCUGUCUCCACAGCUGCAGCACCGCACGCUGCCUCGCCACUCUGGGGGCUCUUCCAGAGAGGAAGACAUGAGCAGGAGCGAACAGGCACCCACUGAGGUCACCCACAGCAGACCCCCAAUAAGGGACUCCACAAGGGACAACACAGCAUCUUUUCACACACAGCGGCAAAAAAGCGAGGUUGGCUUAUAUCAUGACCAGCAAACAGAAGAUGGCGGCUCUUCCAAAGAGAACCGCAACAUCUACAGUGAAUCCAUGCCGAGGAGGGUGGGCAGCUUCUACAGAGUCCCUUCUCCCCGGCCAGACAACUCCUUCCAUGACAGCAGGGGUCAGAGCCGGGGCCCUGACGGCAGCAGUAUGACCAACCACUCCAAACGCCAGCCAGCAUUUGACCCCUGGACUGGCCCAGAUACUGUAGUGCUGAACUCCUCUGAGCCAUCCAAAGAAAAGGAGAAGCAGGGUUUCUUCAGAGCAAUAAAGAAGAAAAAGAAAAAAUCACAAAUGAUGCAAGUCCCUGAGGGAAGGCCUCCUGUCAUCAAGAAAUGUCUUUUCCCUCUGUUUAGCCCAAAGAAUAACAAAAAGCAUAGUUCCUCUGUGAGAGUCCUCCCUGUAGUGUCCUCUCCCAUGGUUCCUAAUGAUGGGGUGGAAACAGUCAUCCAGAAGUCCUCCAGGUCCUCAAGUCAUCAGAGCAGCCGCCACAGGACCCGCGACAAGAGCAGAGACCGGGACCAAGACCGAGACAGGGACAAGGACUGGCCACCUGAGAAACUGUCUGAUUCACACUCUCCAAGUCAACCACUGAAGUCUCUGCGCAAACUCCUGCACCUUUCAUCCUCGUCCUCCAACCAGACCGCACAGUCUGACAUGCGCUACCAGCCGCUGCCUAAUCAGGCCUCCGCUCAAGGUGGUUUCACAGAAAGCCGAGGUCACUCAGGGGUCAGUACGCCCCAGCUGAAGAGCCGACAGACAGCCUACCCGCUGCCCGGACAGCUGGAGUCUGGAUGGCACUCGUCUGCUCUGGGCCGCCCUGAGGGCAACCCCUACCCGGAGCAAAUGAGCAUCAAAGGAGGCCAGAACGGGCACGGCUUCGGACGCCCCUCCAGGUCUCGUAUGCCAAACCUCAACGACCUGAAAGAGACGGCUCUGUGAUCCCCGUCACCCUACAGCUCUCAGAUCCACUUCAGACUCCUCCGUCUCCCCUCUGUUGCUCCUACACUUCCCUUGCGUAACAGUGCACCUGCUGACUACACACACACACAUGAACACAGAUACCAAACCUUUAGUUUUAAACACUGCUUGCAAACGGGCCAAAAGCCUUUUUAUGUCUUCAUUUUUUUAAAGCUUCCAUGUUUGAUAGACUUUAUAUUAUUACUUCUGUAAUUCUGAUUAUAAUUUGUAUUAUAAAGUAAAUAUAUUACAAAUUAAAUAUAUAUAUACAUAUAUAUAUAUAUAUAUAAAUGGAUAGAUGAAGUGUAGAUUUUAAGUGUAAGUAUUUUUGUUUCUAUUCAAUAUAGAAAUAUAGUACAUUUUACUGCGUAGUAUUUCCUUAAGACUAUUUAAGGCAUUCUAAACAAAUAAAGUUUUAUCAGUUGUUACAAUGGAGAUUGGUAAUGUCAGUAACUUUGCAGUGUGCUCAUCUCACCCAGGAUUGUAACUCUUCGUCCAGGCUGUCCUGCUUCUGAAUGUGCUCUGUCAUACUGGUUACAGAUGCUCAAAAUGUGCAACUGCAAGUCAAAGCAGUUUUGUUCUUGAAAAUAUAGCUGUAGUGCAAAUUUUUCUGAGUUGGCACUGACAAUCUUUCAGGCUUAAAUCUAUUUGUUCUUUUUUUUUUUUUUUGAUAUUUAGGUUUUUAUGUCUUUUUGUAAUGCAGCCAUUUUAGACACUAUGGUGCCAUAAACUGACAGAAAUCCUAACCUACAUCGCCCUCUGUAGGAGACAAUGAAGCACUGCAUCUACUGUUUUCAAACUACCAUGCACUAACUAAUGUUUAGGCACUGACUUUUUACACAUAAUAUGUGUAAAUCAUCAUUUUCAUAUAUAUUUUAAACAAAUGGUAUACAAUAAAAAAUAUGGUUGCACCUCAAUCAUUUAAAAUAGAACACAUGUACUAGUUGUUCCUUGUACAGACUAUACUGAUGAUCCUUUUGGUAGUAAUGUAAUCUAAAAUUAUUUACUGAAAUGUCUAUGUAAAUGUGUUGAAGCAACCUUAUGGAUUACUUAUACAGUAGUUAUCUUGAUUCUUCGAGGAACUAGUUAAUGGCAAAAGACAUCUGAAGUUGAUACUGAGGGAUGUCAUUGUCUCUGAUAACUUCCCUCACUGUCAAGGAAGUCUGUUCGUUUUUCAUUUCUGACUUAAAGAUUUAACAUAAGCAUGUCCAAGUGACUUUACUUGUUUAAUCAGUUAAAUAAUGUAUGAACGCAUCCAAAAUAUUAUAUAAAGUUUAACCGCUCUAAAAAUUUGAUUUGUACAUGAAUUGUUGCAAAUUGUUGUUGUCCUUUUUUUAAAAAAAAAAAAUCCCUAUUCAUUGUUAUAAAGUAAUUUUUACAGCAGCUAGACGAACACAAAAGCCAUUCUGGGUGUAAAAGUACAGUGGUUCCCAGCCUUUAGCCCUGUCAGAUGAAGUCAAACAAUCAUCCCUUCACCACACCACCAAUUUUAGCUAUUUCAGCCAUUUCUACCACUACUUUGUGUUAAGUAGUUCAACUGUAACCAUUUGUUAUAGCUUUUUCACCAAUCUUCUGUUACAUCUAUGCUAGCUUACUAUUACUUACUAUUAGCACUGUUGGUUUUAUCUAACUAAUUAAACCAUCUUUAGCUAACUACAAUUUAUCUAUUACAUUUUGCCAUUUCAACCAUUUACCCAGUAAUUCAAGCUAUUUUAACUGUUUAUCAAAAUACAUUUCACUUUUUCAACUGUUUAUUACUUUUACCGUGAUUUCAACGCUAUUUCCACCGUUUUGGCUCAACUAAGCUAUACGCUAGCGAGCUAACUAUUACUACAAUUUUAACCAUUUCCCGAAUACUUUUAGAUAUUUCAACUGUUUAUCCAUUUCACCAAUUCAUUACUUUUGUAUUAGCUCACUUUUUAAACAUUACGUUAAGCUAACUAUUUAAACCAUUUGUCAAUCGCUUUUAGUUAACUGUUUAGAUUACUACUUGCUAGCUUCUCAUUCAAUCUUAAUGACCACAUGUUAUCAAGGCCCAAACUUUCACAAAGUAAUUACUUUUUAAAUAGUUCAAAACAGUCAAAAUAAUGAGUUCCAGAAAACUAACCAUUGUUUUGAUUGAAGUCACUAACUGGCUAACUAAAAUGUAUCUAUUACAUUUUGCCAUUUCAAACAAUUACCAAAUUAUUCAAGCUAUUUAAGUGUUUAUCUAAAUACAGUUUACUUUUUGAACUGUUUAUUUAUUUAUUGCUUUUCCCAACAUUUUGUCUCGACUUAGCUAUAUGCUAGCGAGUUAACUAUUGCUACUACUAUGCUACUGCAAUUUUAACCACUUCCCCAAUACUUUUAGAUAUUCCAACUGUUUAUCCAUUUGUUUUCACCAGUUCAUUAUUUUUGCUCCCGCUCACUUGUUAAACAUUACGUUAAACUAACUAUUUAAACCAUUCGUCAGUCGCUUUUAGUUUACUUUUUAGAUUGCUACUUGCUAGCUUCUCAUUCAGUCUCAAAGUUCACAUGUUAUGGAGGCCCAAACUUUUACAAAAUAAUUACUUAACCCUCCUGUUAUGUUCGUUUCUCAGGAACAGCAAUAAUGUUCAUGUCAAUUUGACCCAGGGCAUGUUUAAUUAUCUAAAAGUGUCAAAAACCAAAAAAUCCCAGUAAACAUUAUUUAUAUUUCAUCAUAGCUUCACUUACCAUCUCAUCAGUGUUUGGUGUUCUUGACCUCUCACAGAUCAUGGUUCAAUGAGGAUAAUUCAGUAGUUUUUCUUUUUUUAAAAAUGCAUGUUCAAACGUUUUUUUAUGUACAUUGGAAAAACCUACAUACACUAGUUUUACAUGACAUUGAUAUGUGAAAUGAACCAUUUUAAUUUUAUAUGUUGAUAACACUUAUCAAGCCAAGCAGAAGAAGUUUUAUUUCCCAAAAAUACUUUUUUAAUCCAAUUUUUUUUUUUUAGAUCUUUAAACUUUUACAUGGGUCAAUUUGACGGCAACAUAAGAGGAGGGUUAAUAGCUUAAAAAAUAAUUCAAAACAUUCUCAAAAUAAUGAGUUUCAGAAAACUAAUCAUUAUUUUGAUGUAAGCCUACUAAGUCAAUAACUACUAGCCUACGUUUCUUUUUAUGAUGCAGGGUCUUUUUUUCUUUGUUUUCAUCUUAUUUUUUCUUUUACUGGUGUUAAUGGACUUCUAUACCAUGUUACUAAUGUCCAUUAAAAUCAGUUCUGCUACUCCGAAGUCUUUCUAUGUUAAUUACAAAUGCAGAAGUGCCACCAGGGCUACAUGAACCGCUGGUUGGGAAUCACUGUACUACUGUAUUUUUUAUCUGAUUACGCACACUGAGCCACUUGGGAGAAGCUUAUGAGAAAUCUUAACAUGGACCCACAGUGGGGGCAGAAGCUCUGCACUGUAACAUUGUUUUCUGUCUGAGAUAAAGUGCCAUGAAAGUAGCUUGGCAGAAAUAAAUCCUAAGCUUUGUAAUGUUGCACUUUUAAGAGACUGUAUGGCUCAGCAAUAUUGCCCUAACUCUGUAAAUUCUUCCUCACUUCAUGUUCAUCAUGUGCACAGUGUGUGAAGACUGAAACACGGGGCCUGAGGCUCCCACAGUAACAUGAGUCCCAACAUGACCGUAUCGUAUUGUGUAUUGUGCAUCUGUAAGGACCGUGCACACUCUGUACUUGACACAAUACAUUUUUCUCUUUGGAUUAUUGUUUUUGCUGAAGGAGCACCGUGUAUUAUAUUAAUACUGAUGUGUGACUACUUGUUUGGUAAUAUUUAUAACAGAAGAUGUUUAUCAACUGUUUAAAUGAAAUCAAGUAUUACAUUUGUGCUUUUAUUACAGACACAAAUUAGUAGCAUAGUCAGUGUUUAUCUGCUUUUUUUUUUCAACAGAGCAUUUACAUGAGAGCAUAAACCCACAAAUGAAUGCUUAACAAUUUUAGAAUAUUCAUGUUUACAUAUGUAACAGUAAAUCUCAAAUAAAACAUUUGAUUUGAAUCUUUA
Messenger RNA from Centropristis striata (black sea bass), 7550 nucleotides. Its product is annotated as cyclin-dependent kinase-like 5. Lineage: Eukaryota; Metazoa; Chordata; Actinopteri; Perciformes; Serranidae. The record is from RefSeq and is a predicted model, not a curated record. Bases 430 to 3537 code for a protein of 1035 amino acids. Gene Ontology annotation, cellular component: nucleus; dendrite cytoplasm. Gene Ontology annotation, molecular function: protein kinase activity; ATP binding. Gene Ontology annotation, biological process: regulation of dendrite development; protein phosphorylation; positive regulation of axon extension. The transcript has 19 exons.